Messenger RNA from Dendronephthya gigantea, 1871 nucleotides. Its product is annotated as cilia- and flagella-associated protein 36-like. Gene Ontology annotation, cellular component: ciliary base; axoneme. The transcript is spliced from 9 exons. The coding region runs from base 109 to 1527 and encodes 472 amino acids. NCBI's taxonomy places the organism in Eukaryota, Metazoa, Cnidaria, Anthozoa, Malacalcyonacea, Nephtheidae. The record is from RefSeq and is a predicted model, not a curated record.
GACUUGUUGUAUUCCAUUGAUUCCAUUGAGUUUCUCAUCGCCAGGAUCGGGACAUUUUUCACAUUUUAUUCAUUUCGUAUCAGCAAACUAACGAUUUCAUCGACGAAGAUGACUGAUUGGGAAUUUGUCUUUGACGGGGUGGUUGGAUUUCUAACAUCGCCCAUGUGGAAUAUGCCGAUCGUCUCGUUUAUCGAGAAACAUUGCAUCGUGUUUGAUUCCAGUGAUGAAAACAUGUUAGUACUGACUGAAAUACACAAAGAGUACAGUGCUUUAGUGGAAGAGUUAUUGACAAGUUAUCUAAAAGAUGUUGGUAUUACUGAAGAGCAAUUUGUGAUGGCUUGCGAAGCAGGCUCUAAUAACGAAGAUCAGACAAAGGUUGCCGACAGGUCCAUAUUUGAACAAGUUUGGGCCGGAGAGGACUUUCAGUUAUUCAAGAGUAUCAUGGUGAAGAAGAAUCUUGAUUUAGAACUACAAGCAUUGCACAUGAUCCAGCAAAGAAAUGGUGUGGUUCCCAAAGUUUUUGAAUCAGAAAUGGAUAAAUCAAAGGCCAAGAGUUCAAAACGUCAAAAUCAAAAUGAAGAAGAGAAGUUAUUAAAAGAGGUAAUUAAGUUGUCAGAAGACGAAUAUAAGAAAGAAAAGGAUAGAAAAAAAGAGAUAGAAAAAAUGGAAAAGACACUUGCUUUGUCUUCAAAAGAAGAGAGUGAAAGGUUGUAUCAAAGGGCAGAAGAUGAACUUCGAAACAUGGAAAGAAUGGUGUCUCUCACUCUAAAGCUGGAAGCUAAUAUGGCUGCUGAAGUACCUGGCAAAAAAACACCAAGAACAGAGAGCCCAAAAUCAGGAGGCCCUAGAACAGAAAGUCCUAGAACAGAAAGCCCUAGAACUAAACCAAAAGUUGAGAAAUCAUCAUCGCCAAAGCCAAGUUCAAGUAAAUCUGGAACCAAAAGUCCCCUGAAGGAAAAGACAAAGUCUGCAUCACCACCACCUAAAGCCCAGUCGUCUGGCAGCAAGAAAACACAACCAACUGAACCAGCAAAAUCAAAGGCAAAAAGUGAAGAACCAAAAUCUGUCCCUGUGUGCGCUGCUCCUGCAACAUCCACUAAGCCUGCUGCAAAGACAGCAAAAACUACAGAGCCUUUGCCUGCAUUGGGAAAGUCUUCAACUCCAGCUGAUGCUGCUAAAAGCUGGCUGAGCAGUGCCCUGGCUGAAGCAAAUACACCUUCAGGAAACAUGGCUUCUGCAUCAAAGUCUGCUGAUCAAGCAUCAAUGGACGAGCAAAUAGCACAAAGAGCGCAGUACAUGCGUAUGCAAAGAGAGAAGUUACUGAAUUUGAAAAAACAGCAACGUACAAAAUGUCUCAACACCUUUGAGGAGGAAACGCCCAAACGUCCCAUGUCGUCCAGAGUUGCACGCCGUGUCACAACAGGGGCUGAGGCAGAGAAACCGCAAGUCGCUGUUGACGCAAAGAAACUAGAAUUGAGACGAGCAUUGGCAGCGAGAUUAAAGAAAGAAGUUGUUAAUGCGAAAUAGAUUGAAAAUAUUGGACUAAAUGUUCUAGGUUUUAUUCUAUAUUUUAUCACCACUAAUUAUAGCUAUAUAUAUGGUAGUAUAUAUUAUAGUCUUGGGAAAAUGAUUUGAUACAUUAUUAUACCUAGGAUGAUUCAGUCGGAGUUUGAAGCAUGGAAUGUGAAAAUCUCAUUGUAUUUAUUUGUUUGACGAAAAAGUUGAAUAGGCAGUAAUCUUUGUGAGUGUUGUCGUUGAAUUAGGCAAUGUAAUAAUAACAUAAACGAAUGUCUAGAAUUACAGAAUUGCAAUUUCAUGAUAUAAUGUGUAGGGAUAGAAAUUACUGUUGUAAAUGCUUAGAAUUAUUGUAA